UUUGUGGGCUAAGAUAUGACACGCCAAGACAAAAACUUGGAAAGAGGACUGACCAGAAAACACACCAUUAUCCAUUACCAUUAUUCAUUAUCCAAUUUCCUUCUUCUUCUUCUUCUUCUUCAUCCAACUCCAAAUGCUUUCCCACCUUCUCUUCUUCUUCUUCUUCCUCUCAUCACAACCAAAAUGCCCAUCUUAUUCACUUCCACUCCCACUCACAUUUCCUUUCUCUCCCACCUCUGCAAAUGCAAUCCCACUACCACUGAUGCCACCCUCUCACUCUCUUCUUCAUCAUUUUCUUCUCUCUUAAACCCACUGAGGAGGAAGAUAAGGCUGCCCAUUUGCUUCUCCUCCUCCUCCACCAGCAGCAGCAGUGAGGUCUUUGAACGCCGCCCUGAUAGAGAAGCUGCAGCUGCAGCAGCAGCUGCCAGAGCACUUGAAGAAACCUCUGCAGCCUCCUCAGAGGCACUUAGACAAGCUCGGAGGUCUGCUGAUUGGAAAGCAGCAAAGAGUUACAAUGAUGAUCGGCGAAUCUAUGAAGGCAGGAUCGAAGGUUUUAACAAUGGAGGAUUGCUGAUAAAAUUUCGUAGUUUAGUCGGGUUUCUCCCAUAUCCUCAAUUGAGCCCUUCACAUUUUUUUAAAGAAGAACCACGCCGAACUCCCCAAGAUGUGGCUAGAAGUUUAAUCGGUUCACUUAUAGCGGUGAAGGUGAUUCAAGCUGAUGAAGAGAACAGAAAAUUGAUAUUUUCCGAAAAGGAAGCUGUUUGGUCUAAGUUUUCUGAUCAAGUUGACAUAGGAGACAUUUAUGAAGGAAAGGUUGGUUCUGUGGAGGAUUAUGGUGCAUUUGUUCACUUGCGAUUUCCCGAUGGUCUUUAUCAUCUCACUGGACUAGUGCAUGUUUCCGAGGUUUCGUGGGAUUUAGUACAAGAUGUAAGGGAUAUUCUUUCCGAGGGCGAUGAUGUAAGGGUCAAAGUCCUUAGUAUUGAUAGACAAAAGCCGAGGAUGACACUGUCAAUCAAACAGUUAGAAGAAGAUCCACUUCUUGAAACAUUGGAUAAAGUAAUACCGCAGGAUGGAGCAGAUGGUUCUGAUUCUUUAAAUACGAGCAGUAUUAGUAAUAUCGAACCACUUCAAGGACUCGAAACAAUUUUCGAAGAGCUACUAAAGGAAGACGGCGUAUAUGACGUGAGAAUUACUCGCCAAGGAUUCGAGAAACGGGUGGUUUCACAAGACCUACAGCUUUGGCUUUCCAAUGCACCUGCUACCGACGAAAAGUCUACUCUUCUUGCUCGUGCCGGAAGACAGGUUCAAGAAAUACAACUGACAACAUCACUCGAUCAAGAAGGUAUCAAAAAGGCGUUGCAGCGAGUUUUGGAACGAAUACCAUGAUUAAAAACACGAAUAAAAAAUCUUCUAUCUCCAAAUUACACCAUUUCUCCUUGUCCCGCGAUACUCAAUACUCGAAAUUUCGGAGAGGAGAAGUGUAAUUUGGAGGCAGAAGAUGAUUUCUUUUCGAUUCGAGAUAUAGUUAUAUAUGUAAUUCUCUUUCCCUCCUAUUAUUGUUGUUGUGAUUCUCUGUUUGUACAGAAAUUUAUUUGUAACAUUAACCAUUUUGUCCUAAUGAGAGCUCUACUUGAGGUUGAUUUGUAUAAGAACAAUUAUAAUGAAGGAAGCUCAUUUUAUUUUUAUCUCCAA
Messenger RNA from Cannabis sativa, 1692 nucleotides. RefSeq lists its product as uncharacterized. The transcript is spliced from 10 exons. Bases 16 to 1386 code for a protein of 456 amino acids. The record is from RefSeq and is a predicted model, not a curated record. Lineage: Eukaryota; Viridiplantae; Streptophyta; Magnoliopsida; Rosales; Cannabaceae. Gene Ontology annotation, molecular function: nucleic acid binding.